This is a messenger RNA of Aspergillus chevalieri, 522 nucleotides long. RefSeq names its product SND2/TMEM208 family protein. Gene Ontology annotation, cellular component: intracellular membrane-bounded organelle. The record is from RefSeq and is a predicted model, not a curated record. The coding region runs from base 1 to 522 and encodes 173 amino acids. The transcript has 2 exons. Gene Ontology annotation, biological process: vacuolar protein processing. NCBI's taxonomy places the organism in Eukaryota, Fungi, Ascomycota, Eurotiomycetes, Eurotiales, Aspergillaceae.
AUGGCCCAGAAAGCCGCCAAAUCCCUCGCUGUCCGGAACACCUCUACCCUAAACCGAACCCACCUCAUCGCCCUCGCCCUCCACACCAUCUACCUCCUACUCCAUUUCACCUUCAACCGUCCGCGCUCCCUGAAACCCUACUUUCUCCUCGCAGGCCCAACACUCCUCAUCGAAUUCUACCUCGAACGCCUUGGUCGGCCGCGCUACACCGACGAUGGCAACCUCCGCACCCCCGGGGAGGAUCUGGGCGCCACGGGUCUGACGGAAUACAUGUGGGACGUUGUCUACUGGACUUGGGGAUGCAUGGUUUCCGUGUGCCUGUUUAAUGACCGCGCGUGGUGGUUGUGGGUUGUUGUGCCUUUGUAUUCGGUGUGGUUGGCGUAUACUACGUUUACGGGGAUGAGGAGUGGGUUUGCUGGGAUGGGCGCUGGAUCAGAGCAAGCAGCGGCAGCAGCGGGUGGGGAGAGUAAGAGGCAGAAGAAAUUGGAGAAGAGGGGUGGACAGAAGGUGCAAUAUCGGUGA